Molecule: messenger RNA, 648 nt
Organism: Fraxinus pennsylvanica
Lineage: Eukaryota; Viridiplantae; Streptophyta; Magnoliopsida; Lamiales; Oleaceae
Source: the annotation of a GenBank genome assembly
AUGGCGGGAGGCAAAAUUAGGAAAGAAAAGCCGGGUGCCGUCGCCGCCUCAAACCCGCACUUCCAGGGUGGCAUACCCUUCCACAAGUCCAAAGGCCAGCACAUAUUGAAAAAUCCACUCUUGAUUGACAGUAUAAUUCAGAAAUCCGGCAUCAAAUCCACUGACGUCAUCCUGGAAAUCGGUCCCGGUACUGGUAACUUGACUAAGAAGCUUCUGGAAGUCGGAAAAUCUGUCAUAGCAGUCGAAGUUGAUCCGCGUAUGGUUCUAGAGUUGCAACGUAGGUUUCAAGGAACCCCGUCGUCCACUCGAUUGAAGGUUAUACAAGGAGAUGUACUGAAGUGUGAUCUUCCAUACUUUGACAUUUGUGUAGCAAAUAUCCCAUAUCAAAUUUCUUCCCCCCUUACUUUCAAAUUAUUGUCUCAUCGCCCAUUAUUCAGGUGUGCGGUAAUAAUGUUCCAAAGGGAAUUUGCCAUGAGGCUUGUUGCUCAGCCUGGUGAUAACCUUUACUGUCGCCUGUCUGUGAACACUCAACUAUUGGCUCGGGCAUCCGUGCGGAGAAAUCUUCUGUGGGACACGGAGGAAACGCAGAGAAUUCCUCCGUGUGGCGCGGAGGAUUGCUCCCUCUGUUCCGCAGCACGGAGGGAGUAA